CUCGCCAAGCGUUGGUCGUGCGUGUUUUUAAUUUGGUCAUUGUUUGCAACCAUUGUAUUUAGAAAAAUGAUACGAAAAAUUGCAGUGUACAGCCAUAGUUUCAAUACAUUCGAGAAAUUAUAGCCAAUUAAAAGUGUUCCCGAUUAAAUAUCUUGUUUUACGUGCGGUAUCAAGCCGUUAGAUAGUAAAAUAAUGAAUUUCACACGCUGCGGCAGUCUUCUGUUUGAAUAGUCGUGAACCUUGUGGAAUCGAUUUUUAGAUGUUAUUAAUGAAAUUACUUAGGUGCUUGUGGGUGAUAUUGUUGUAAAAACGAACCUGUUCCACUGGACUACCGUUACGUUGACUUUUCGACCGUAGUUGAUCGUGGCGGGCUCGAAAUCGAUAUAGAUAAUAAAAAAUGCAUAUUUUCCCCAUGGUUUCAUAAAGGUUCGGUUCAAUACAGUGCCGGCACGAAUAUCGCGGGCGAAUGCUGCCCAUUCAAAUAAUCCAUCUGUUUCUAAUAACUGCAGUGCAAUAUUGUUUCUGAUGUCGAAGUGAUGUGAUAUUGAAUCUUAGAUUAUUUUACAAAGGAAAUCCGACGAGAAAAAGAUACAAGAUCGGAACGCGAAUGAAUUCACGCAAAAUAAAUUCAAGAACUUCAAUAAGACUAUAUAAUUUAAUAUCAAUAUUAUGUGAUAAAGAGUGUCGACGUGUGUAGUGUCGGCCAUUUUGUGUUAUUAUGGCAGCCAUUUUGAAUAUGUUUCGGCUUAGAGUCGGCGGUAUGCUGUUACGCGUGGUGCUUCUGUUGUCGAUCGCUGUGUACUCCUCUUACGGUGGAGGUUGCACGUUUCCCGCCGAGUGGACGGGUAGCUGGUUCCAAUCCGGAUACUUAGGUUUAAUAGCCAUCAACUCGACGCACAUACAGUUGAAGGGGGAGUGUUCAGAAACUGAAUCCUACGACAAGUUCCUAUUGUAUGACAGGAGCUUCGACUGCUACAGAUGUAUGGUCAUACAUGAAAAGCACAAGUAUGUGCUGCAGUAUAAAGAAACGUACUGCAGUCAGAAGGAUUCGCUGUCGUCGAUUUGCGACGAGAUCAGCGGUGACGCGCCGUUGUACUCAAUGUUCAGGAAGGAGCCGAGGCCUGAGCCACAACCGUGCCCCUUCCACCCAGCACCCUUCACGUUCACUUACAGCAGGGGUUCAGGAGAUUGUGCGUAUCCACCGUCGCGUGCGGAAUCCUGUACGGACGACUCGAGAUUGUUGUUGAGAUACAUGGCCUGUCCCGAUGUACCCGGCACGGAGAGCAAUGUGGAAGAGCUGGUGUGUCUUGCUACUUGGAAGGAAGGUUCAACGAGGUACCUCGUGGGUCAGAUCUCGCAAGUGCAAAGGAGGAAUUCCAUUGCCUCGGAUGAAGAUACGUAUAGAUGUUUCAUCUACAAGGGGCAGCACGGUGACAAAAGCACGUCCUAUAUAAUAGCGCAGUCGGGCGACGCGACUUGCAACGGCCUGUCAUCGCCCACUGACGGCAGUCGGACCAUGAAACUUACUACGAGUGACGAUGAACAUAACCGCUGUCACUUUCCGAGCUGGAUCGUGGAUCAUCAUAAAUGGUUCAGCCUCGACCAUACCCACCAGUACCAUUUCACCACCAAGAAUGCUACUCUCAAGAUAAUGAACACGGAUGGUUCAUUCGAAGAGAAGCGACUCGUCUGUCACUCUAUAUUGGAACAGAAGGAUAAGAAGCACAUUAAACUGGUGGCGCACGUCACUAAGGGAUGCAUGUCGGGUCACGUCUGCCUCAAGUUCUUCCGGCGCGAAGGGAACAUCCUGGAGCUGCAGCAGGGCUCCGAGCUGUGGGAGCAGCCGCAGGACGCGUGUUCGGAGCCCGGGAACCCGCCCUUCGUAACGCUCAUCACCACGUCGCUGACGCCGCAGCCGUGCCCGCUGGCCGGACGGUACUCCGUGCGCGUCGCGCGGGCCCGCCGCCGCCGGGACGACGAUUCCCAGUCGGCGGCGGCGCCCUGCGCGGGGGCGGAGCCCGACAGCGCGCGCGUGGGCUGCGGCCGCGACCGGGACACCAUCGAGCUGCGCUCCGCCUGCGCCUCCACCGCGUACACGUGCUACGGCAGCUGGCGCGAGGGCGCGCGCGGGUUCGUGGUGGCGGCGCCGCGCGCGCGCCCGCCCGCCGCGCUGUGCCUCGUGUACACCGUGCGCAACGAGACGGGCGGCGCGGUGUCGCUGUGGCUGAGCGCGCGGCGCGCGUGCGAGCGCGGGGCGCCCCGCCGGGACGCGUACGACCUCAGCGGGAACGGCACGUGCGAGCAGAGCAGCAAAUACAAUAGCGGCGGGGUGCGAGCGGGACAGUCUGCCCGUUGGCUCGCGGCGCUCGCGGCGCUGUACGUCGCUGCCAGGUGAUAUGAACGCUGGACGGCCGCCCGCUAGAUUCGCUGAAUUGUUUGGAGUUCAUCGGGGUAUUAAGACUGCUUUACAAUUGAUACCGAUCGAUAAAUAACUAAUUAUAUAUAUUUUUCAUCGUUUUUCCUUAAGAAAUAUUCAUAAACGACAAUCGUCUUAGAUAUUUUUAAAUUUUUUUUCAUAUAUAUCGCAUAGUGAUUUAAUAAUUUGCGAUAAUAUAACUAAAGGAUUUGAAAAUAAUGUAAUCUACCGAUUUCGUUUAAAGAUUUUAUCAAUUUUAUGAAAUCGAAAAACCGCCUCCAAGUAAUGGUCAACCAACUAUAUAACAUAUAGACGAUUAAAAUCAAAUUAUGUUCAUAUUAUAUUUACAUUAAAUAUCACCUUGAACUACAUAUACACACAUACAAACAUUUAAUGAACAAAAAUCUAAAUAACUAAUACAAAAAAAAAAAAAACACAAAAACAAUAAAACACCUGACUAAGAUAAGAUUUUAUAUAGUUUUAGUUACAUACAACAACGGAACACAACAAUACUAGUUAUUGCUGUUUGGCGGUAGAGGAUGUGAUGUGUGUGUGGUGCCCAGACGUGGUGCACAAAAUCCUACCACUGAGUAAUUUAUUAAUAAAUGUAAUUGUAUGUUUGUAUCGACAAUACAUCAAUGGAAUAUUGAUUGCUAGUAUUUUGGAGGCGGUUUGAUAAGCGAAUGCUAAUUUUGGAUUUGAUUGACGUUUCAGUAAAGUUGUAAAAAUUUUGUGAAAUGUAGUACCUAGAUCGGUUUUAGAACUUUUUUUUAAUUUUUAGUACAGUUUGUGUUUUUCUCUUAGAUAAUGUAUGAUAUAUUUAAUAUUUAUUGAUUAAUUAUUAUUAAUUAUUCAAUCGGGUAACCGUUUUUUUUUUUGAGUAAAUAAAAAUAGAAUAUUAUUUUCUAAAUACGUAUUUUUACAUCUAGCAAUAUUCAGUUUUCGAUUUCGAAAUUUUUAAAAAAACCGGUUCAAACUGGUUUGUGAGAAUUUAGUUUCAUAUUAUGAAAUCGAUUAAGACAAAUCCGUUAUAUUUGUUAAUUAAAAUUAACCCAGACUUGAAAAACCCAGUUUGAACUAGUUUUAAUUAAAAUUUUUUGUUUAUAAUUAUUAUUAAACAAACAGCGCCAUCUAUGUUUAAUAUGUGAACUGAACAGUUAGAUGUUAUUUACUCUUUGAAAACGGUUACAAUCGUACUAUGGGGUUGUAUUCUUUAUUCAAAUGACAGGGAGAUUUGCUCUAUGUACAAACAGAUGCUGAUUAAUAUAUAUUUAUUUAUAUACAAGACUAUUCCACUUAAUUACAUAUUUUAUUUAUGAAACAUUCAAAAUUAAUUAUUAAUGAUUAUUUAGAUUUAAAGGUUAAACUUGAUUACUUAUCUUAAAUCUUCCUGUCAUUCGAAUUCUACAAGUAAACCAGUGUAAGCAGUUAUACGUUUUAAUACUCAAGGAAUAAUGACUAUUUUCGAACGAACAUCCAACAGCGAACCCCCUUUCAGGUAAAUCUAUAACUUUUAGGUUAGUCGGGAACUGAACAGAGUUAAAAAGGAAACGAAGCAACGUGAUCGUAAUGUAAAUAUAAGAUGGUUUAAGAAAUGAAAAUAAAUAUGCAUUUUUAAUGUUACGUAUGUAUUUUUUGAAUUUAGGCAUUGUGUCCCUGAAAACAAAAAAAAAAAAAAAAAUAAUAAUAAUGGAUAAUUGUUACCAUUUUAUACGUUCUGGGACUUAUUUAUAAUGUAUAUUAUUGAUAGAAAAAAAAAAACGCUUUUCAAGUAUACAUUUGUACGUUACGCUAUACAGAUUAAAUAAUAAGUCUAAAUUAUUAAAUAGAUAGACUAAAAUGUAGACGAAUUGUGCUCAGCGUUAUAAGUUUUAAACGUCCAGUUUUUCAUUUUCAUUUGCGAACGUUCUUCGUAAAGUGUGAACAAAACGAAACAGUUUAUCACGUGACAUUAUUCUAAAUGGAAUUAUAUUUAUUCUAUAAAAGAUUUUCUAUUUCUAGUUCACACGUUUCGUGGCAUGUUUUCCUUGUGAUUGUAAUUAAUUCAGUACAAUUAAUACUUAGAUACUUUAUUUCUUAGAUUUAUUUUGACGUCAAAAUAUAAGAAAUAUUAAAAAACGAAUGUUCUUCGUUAGCUUUUUAAAAGACGCUUCACGCGAACGCUAUACAUAAAAUCCUGACCAAUAGUAGUUAAAAUAUAAUUGCUCAUAAAAUAGUGUGAAAAGUUUUAUUUGUGAUAUGAAAAUUACUUAAGGAUAAAAAAAUAAUAAUAAUAAUGAUAUGUAAAUAUUUACUAGACUCGAGUUCCUGACAGUUUUUCUUUUCCGACUUUUUUGUGAUAAUUUUUGAAUAUUCGAAGUUAGUUUGUAAGUAAAGAAUUGAAUAUGUCAAUGCUUGCCUACACAGACCUACUAAAAAAAAAGUAUAUAAAACUUAGCCGAAAAUGAUAUUGUAAAUAAAUUUAGCCCAUAAUUUAUAUACCAAUAUUUUAUAAGUUUAACGCAUUUAAAAAAAAUACAGGACGAAAGUAUUAAUUUAAAAAAAAAAAUAACCGAAGAUAAUAAAUAACGUUUAAUAAUUGAAUUGUAAAGGAAUUCGAACAGCCAUUUUUAAAUAAAGUGUUGAAUGCACAGUAUAAUAAGAUAAUUUUCACAACUUAGUAAAUAAGGCAGCUUAUGUUGUUUCAUUUUUAUUUAUUAUUAAAAAAAAAAUAUUAUAAAUAAGAGAUAUUUCACAUUGUGAAUAAUUGCACUGACGUUUUUAUGUAUUAAAAAAAAAAUAUGUAAUAAUCUAUGGGAGAUGUAAUUUGUAUAAUUUUCGGCCCCAAACUUUUGUUAGCUUAGUCCAUUUUGUAUAGCUGAUAAGCAUUUGUUGAUAUGUUUUCGAUUUCGCUUUCUGUUCUCGCGAAGUGGUCACGCCAUGGAAUACGAUUUGUAACUAUUACCGUAUAAGCCUAUUAUUAUAUUUUGAUUACUGAAAUGUAUUUAAAAAUCA
Molecule: messenger RNA, 5410 nt
Organism: Nymphalis io (European peacock)
Lineage: Eukaryota; Metazoa; Arthropoda; Insecta; Lepidoptera; Nymphalidae
Exons: 16
Coding region: 719-2395 (558 amino acids)
Source: RefSeq, a predicted model, not a curated record